Messenger RNA from Gracilinanus agilis (Agile Gracile Mouse Opossum), 10114 nucleotides. It is a transcript of the gene OTOG, whose product is annotated as otogelin. Gene Ontology annotation, biological process: L-arabinose metabolic process. Gene Ontology annotation, molecular function: protein binding; alpha-L-arabinofuranosidase activity. NCBI's taxonomy places the organism in Eukaryota, Metazoa, Chordata, Mammalia, Didelphimorphia, Didelphidae. Gene Ontology annotation, cellular component: extracellular matrix. The record is from RefSeq and is a predicted model, not a curated record. Bases 1 to 8592 code for a protein of 2863 amino acids. The transcript has 57 exons.
AUGGCUCUGACCUUGUGCCGGAAUUCUCGGGCCACCUUCCUGUCCAUGCUCCGGCCUGGUUGUGUCGGCUCCGAAGCCGGCGACUUCUCUAGGGCAUCCCACAUCCCGUGGCUAACGAGGACCUGCUUACUGGCUGCGGUCUCCAAUGGGGGUCCUGGUCUCUCAGCCCCCUACGUCUGGGCCACCACGUUAACUACCCCUAGCAGCCGCGCGGAGUCUCCGCCCUCUGGCACUUCAGAGCGCAGCCUGGAAGAGGCCAAGCUUCGUAUGGGAGAGGCCACUGCCCGCCAGGAAGACCAGGAGUCUGAACCGUUGGGGUCUUCAGCCAUGUUUUCUCUCUGGGAAAGACGACUCCAUCGUACCAAGUGUGCAACUCCCUACUUAUUCUCCUGUUUUAAUGGUGGUGAAUGUGUACACCAAACAUUCUGUGACUGUAGGCGCUUUAAUGCAUCAGGCUCCCGCUGCCAGACAGUGUAUAACACAGGCCCAGAGAGAGACAACAUUUGCCGUACUUGGGGACAGCACCAUGUUGAAACAUUUGACGGCCUCUAUUACUAUUUCUCUGGGAAAGCCAGCUACACCUUGGUGGGUCAGUAUGAGCCUGGUGAACAGAGCUUCUCCAUCCAGGUUCACAACUACCCAGAAUGCAGCUCUUUCCCCUACAGCUGCCCACGGUCUGUCAGCCUCUUCUUUGCAGGAGAAGAUGAGAUUCGCCUGAGCCGGAAUGUCACCCAUGGGGGUGCAGGGGUCCAGCUGCCUCACCUUACAGGAAACCUGCGACUCCAGCAGAUGGCUGGUUACAUCAUUGUGCGGCACCAGUCUGCUUUCACACUGGCUUGGGAUGGUGAGUCAGCUGUCUACAUCAAGAUGAGUCCCGAAUACCUAGGCAAGACUCAUGGGUUGUGUGGGAACAACAAUGCUGACCCCCAGGAUGACCUGAAGACCAGUUUUGGAAAACUGACAGAGGAUGUGGCAGAAUUUGUGAAUAGCUGGCAGGAAGACCCCCCGGACGAAACUCCUGGACCAAAUGUCUCAUUCCCAUCCCGCCCUCCGUGUUUUCAUCAGAGCCCAGCUGCCAUGCAGGGGGUGUAUGAGAUGUGUGAGGCAUUGACGAAGCCCCCAUUUGACUCCUGCCAUGGCUAUGUCAGCCCUUUGCCCUUCAUGGCCAGCUGCACUAGCGACCUUUGCCUAUCAACAUCUGAGGGUUCCACGUGGUGCCGGGCACUGACAGAAUAUGCCCGGGCGUGUGCCCAUGCUGGGCGCCCCUUGCAGGACUGGAGAGUCAAGUUCCCACUGUGUGCUGUGACCUGCAAGGAGGAUGCCUUCACCUACAAUGAAUGUAUUAACUGCUGUCCUGUAUCUUGCCAGCCCAGGGCCCCUUGCAUCGACAGUGAGAUUGCCUGUGUGGAUGGCUGCUACUGCCCAGAGGGUCUAAUCUUUGAAGAUGGAGGUUGCAUGGAACCUGCAGAGUGUCCCUGUGAAUUCCAUGGGAAUCUGUACCCAACAGGCUCUGUGGUGAAUGAUGAUUGCAACACAUGCACGUGCAGAGGGGGCAAAUGGAUGUGCAGUGCUUCGGCCUGCCCAGCGGAAUGCUCUGUGACCGGAGACAUCCAUUUCACAACUUUUGAUGGCCGCCGAUACACGUUUCCUGCCACGUGCCAGUACAUCUUAGCCAAGAGCCGCUCUUCAGGCACCUUUACAGUGACAAUACAGAAUGCCCCAUGUGGCUUGAAUCAGGAUGGAGCCUGCAUCCAGUCAGUGACUGUAAUUCUGAACCAGACACCUCGGAGACAGGUGACCUUGACUCAGGCAGGAGACGUCCUCAUGUCUGGGCAGUACAAGGUCACCCUGCCUUACACAGAUGAUGCCUUUGAGAUCCGGAAGCUGUCAUCUGUGUUUCUGCGUGUGCGGACUUCUGUUGGGGUGCGGGUGCUCUAUGACCGGGAGGGGCUACGUCUCUAUCUCCAGGUGGAUCAGCGAUGGAAGGAUGACACCGUGGGGCUCUGUGGGACCUUCAAUGGGAACAUGCAGGAUGACUUCUUGUCCCCUGUGGGUGUUCCAGAGAGCACUCCACAGCUCUUUGGCAAUUCCUGGAAAACACUAUCAACCUGUUCCCCAGGCAUCUUCAGUGCCCCUCUGGACCCCUGUGAUGUACACCUGCAGGCUGCAUCAUAUGCAGCAGAGGCAUGCAGUGUCCUCGUCAAGGAUCUAUUUGCACCCUGUGCCCUUUAUCUGAGUCCUGUCCCCUACUAUGAGCAGUGUAGAAGGGAUGCCUGCAGGUGUGGACACAUGUGCAUGUGCUCCACGCUGGCUCAUUACACUCACCUAUGUCGGCGCCAUGGAGUUACCAUUGACUUUCGUACCCAACUUCCAGACUGUGCUCUGUCCUGUGAGGCCACUAAGGAAUAUAGUCCUUGUGUGGCAACCUGUGGGCAGACCUGCCAGGCCUUGGCAAUGUCAGAAAGCUGUAGUGAUGAAGAGGACCACUGUGUAGAAGGCUGUGCCUGCCCCACUGAUACCUACCUGGACAGCAAGGCAGAGAGAUGUGUCCCCAGGAGCAAGUGCCCCUGCUAUUUCCAAGGAGUUGAUUAUCCUCCUGGAGAAAACAACAUUCCAUCUCUGGGCCAUUGUCACUGCAUAGAUGGAGUCAUGAGCUGUGACAGCAGAGCACCAGUCUCUGCCUGCCCUCUGGGUCAGGUCUUCGUGAACUGUACUGAUCCCCAUGCUGACCUAGCACUGAACAGAGAGAGGACGUGUGAGCACCAGCUGUUGAACCUGACUGUGCCUGCCCAUGGACCGUGUGUCUCAGGCUGUACUUGUCCCCAAGGGCUGGUGAAACAUGGGGAUGAGUGCUUUGUGCCAGAUGAGUGCCCGUGCUCCUGGAAGGGGAAGGAAUACUUCCCUGGAGACAUGGUCAAUUCUUCCUGUCACACCUGUGUGUGCCAACAUGGCUCCUUUCAAUGUACUUUCCACCCCUGCCCUGCCACCUGUACUGCUUAUGGUGAUCGACACUACCGAACAUUUGAUGGGCUCCCAUUUGACUUUGUGGGGACCUGUAAAGUGCACUUGGUGAAGAGUACAUCAAAUUUUAGUUUUUCUGUCAUUAUGGAAAACAUCAACUGCUACAACACUGGAAUCAUCUGCAGGAAAUUUAUUUCCAUCAACGUCGGGAACUCUUUCCUCGUGUUUGAUGAUGACACAGGCAUUCCUAGUCCCGUGAGUUUCCUAGAUGAAAAUCAGGAGAUACACAUGUGGCAAGUGGGAUUUUUCACACUGGUUCAUUUUCCUCAUGAGCACAUCACUCUCCUCUGGGACCAACGGACCAUGGUGCAUGUACAGAUGGGACCUCAGUGGCAGGGGAUGCUAGCUGGACUUUGUGGGAACUUUGACUUGAAAACAGUCAAUGAGAUGAGGACCCCAGAGAACUUGGAGUUAACAAAUCCACAGGAGUUUGGCAACAGUUGGGCUGCAAUGGAGUGCUCAGACAGCUCUGAUCCUCGGGACCCAUGUAGCUUGAACCCACUGAGGGAGCCAUUUGCUAAGAAGGAGUGUAGCAUUCUGCUGAGUGAAGUGUUUGAAAACUGCCACCCUGUGGUGGAUGUCACCUGGUUUUAUUCCAAUUGCUUGACAGACACAUGUGGCUGUAGUCGAGGGGGAGACUGUGAAUGCCUCUGUACAAGCUUAUCUGCCUAUGCCCACCAAUGCUGCCAGCAUGGAGUUGCCAUUGAUUGGCGCUCUCCUCGCCUCUGCCCUUAUGACUGUGACUAUUUUAACAAAGCUUUAGGCAAGGGACCCUAUCAACUGGUCAGCUAUGUGGCUGGUGGCACCAGAGUGACGGUGAGGCAGGCGAAUGGUGCCAUAGUCCUGGCACUCCAGGAGAAUGUGGCCCCUGAAGACACCAUCAACUUCUUGCUCACCCCUUCAGUGUACAAGCCCAAAGCCCGGGACUCUGACUUGGUGUCUUUCGAGUCUGCCGACAGACCCAAUUACUUCCUCCAUGUGUCUGCCAAUGGGUCUCUGUCCCUGGCCAAGUGGGAGCAGAGUGAAGGGUUCCAGAAGCGAGCCACGUUCAUCAUCCAUCGCAGCACUUGGCUCCCUGGCUAUGAUGCCCUGGAGUCCUUCGGGGAGCCUGGCGCCUUUGUCAGACUCUCAGGUCCAGCACCCCUCCUACAGAGGUACCAGCCCACGGAGGAGUUCCGGCUCGCCACUCUGCUAAAGCUUGUCGAUACCAGGUCACCAGGCACUGCCUACCCCUCCUGUGAGUGGCACUAUGAUGCCUGUGCCAGCCCUUGCUUCAGAACAUGCCGGGAUCCUCAAGGAGCCAGAUGCUGGGAGGUCCCCAGGGUUGAAGGCUGUGUCCCCGUUUGUCCCAUCCCCAUGGUCCUUGACGAAGUCACCCAGAAGUGUGUCUACUUGGAGGAUUGUACAUGGAUGCCAGUGCCCAGUGUUGGAACAGCCACCAUGAAAACUGCUCAAGCAACAGUGACCUUCACUGGGCGCCCACAUACCACAAUGUUCAUGUUGUCUCCCACAAUUCCCAGUUUUCAUCUAAUGACCAAAGCUGUGAGUGUUUCUACGUCAAGCCCCUCACCAAUAAGGACAACGCUGCUGCAAGCAGGUUCAAGGCCCUCCCUCAGUCUGGUGGUCUCUGAAAGACCCCCUUCCACAACUGUAACCACUGAGGUAUUGCCUGUGGGGCUCCCACCCUCUGCAGGGUUCCAGGAACCAUUGCUGAUAACCCUAUCAACAGGGGAAGGGAACAGGACAGAGCUCCCUGGAGUCCCCUUGGCUGAGGGUACAAGUUCCAGCAGCUCUUCUCCAUCUGUAGGCAAGACCUCUGCGGGCCAGGUCCAUAUCGGUACCUUUGUGACCACAAAAACAGAAGUGGUACAAGCCACAGGGCAAGCUGAGACGAGCCAUACCAUAGCUACAACCCUUUCAACUUCGCCAGUCAGGAGCCGGCUUUCCACCACCCUCAUCAUCCAUCCGCCUUUGGGCGCCGUUCUCUCGGUGACUGAAGCCACCAGUCCCAUGACCCUGCCCUCUGCGACUCUGGCCCUCUCUCCCCUCUCUACAGCAAGCACACACUCACCAGCAUCUACGCCCUCUCUGGUUUCUGAAUCAACUCUGUCCUCCCUGCUGUCGGAUACCAGCGUGCCUGUGGUCAAGGCAGGGACACCAUCGAGCACCCAGGAAAUUAGCCGUCUCUCAUCAACGUCAUCCCACCCUCCUUCAUGGACCCUUGUCUCCAGUCACCCUGCCCCCAAAGGAUCUGGGGUUUUCACUCUGUCCCCAGGGAAGGACACACAGUUGUCUGUGUCUGUAGCCACUUCCCUGUCCCCUGUGACCUUCCACCCUACACUUCCUCCAACCUCAGUGGGCUUGGCUCAAGUUCACACAACCAGGCAAGAUGUCCCUCUGACUAUGGUUACGGCCCCAGCUUUACUGGAGCUGACCACCCCUCCCCUGCAGUCAGAAGCCACCCCUUUGUCUUCAGCCCAUGAGGUGUUUGUGCAAGGGGCAUCAGGGGCACCGGGCAAGGGCACCACUGAAAAGGGAGCUGUCCUGUCCAAGCAAGUGCCCCUCCCCACCACUGUAUAUAGCACCUCCUCCCUGGCUGUCACUGAGCUGUCUACAGCACCUCGUUACCCAGUGACUCCAAGGACUAAGGCUAAGGGUGCUGGGGCCACAGCCAUGCCACGUUUGUCCACAUCCUUUCCCUUUGGCCCGCUAGCCACCAAUAUGACGCGAAUAUCUUCUUCAGCACAAACCACUGUGACCUCCUACUUCCCACCUUCUAUGGCCCAGACGAGUGCCUCUGGGAUGACCCUAGGGCUCCAGCUUCCAGUAGAGUCUGUCGAUGAGGACACAACAGGACAGCCUGGGCGGUCAGCCCCAGCUGCAGACGUCUCCGUGUUACCUACCUCAGUCUUGAUGUCGAUGAGAGAAUCUUCUACAUUCCCAGCAUGUGUUCCUGUCAUAGAAAGUGAGUGUGUCAGACAUAUCUGUGUAGAGGGAGAACUGAUCCGAGUUAACCAGACUCAGCAGUGCCCGUAUAGCGCUUCACCCCCUCCUUGUGGGGUUCUGGGCCUUUCUGUGCGUGCCAAUGGAGACCAAUGCUGCACCCGCUGGGAGUGUGCCUGUCGAUGUUCCAUAUUUCCUGACUUGAGCUUGGUGACCUUUGAUGGGAGCUACGUGGCCCUGUUUAAAGAAGCCUCCUACAUUGUCAGUCAGCGCCCAGAGGAGAUGGUGACUGUCCUUGUCCUUGACUGCAAAAGUGCAAACCUGGGUCAUUUGAACUGGCCUCCUUUCUGCCCAGUGAUGCUGAAUGUGACCAACCUAGCCCACCAAAUGACUAUCGAUCGACUCAACAGGACGGUAACUCUCAACUCAAGACCUAUCUGGCCACCAAUAAGCCAGCAUGGGUUUAAGAUUGAAGACACAGGGAACAUGUAUGUGAUCCGGACCCCCUCACAAAUCCAAAUCCAGUGGUUCCACAGCUCAGGGCUUAUGAUUGUGGAGUCCAGAAAAACUGAAGAAUCUGUGGGUAGGGGCCUGUGUGGUAUCUGUGAUGGUGAUGUGGCCAAUGAUCUCACCCUACCUGAUGGCACUGUGGUGGAGGAAAAUGAAGACCCCACUCCCUUUCUGGAUAGCUGGCAGUUGCCCAGCACCCUGACAUCGGUGGGCCAAUUCCGCUUUCGUGAGGACACCUGUGCUACUGCGGACUGCUCGCCCUGUAUCCGCAUGGUCUCCAACCGCACUUUUAGUAGCUGCCAUGCCUUUGUAACCCCAGAAUCAUUCUGUGAGCUAUGGAUCAGAGACACCAAAUACGUCCAGCAGCCCUGCGUGGCACUAACUGUCUAUGUGGCUAUGUGUCACAAAUUCAACGUGUGCAUUGAGUGGCGGCGCUCUGACUACUGCCCUUUUUUAUGUCCUGGAGAUUCUACAUAUCAGGCAUGUGUGGCAGUCUGUGACAUUCCCAAGACGUGCCAGGAUGGGUGGCGGGAACCCCCUGACCCGGAGUUCUGUUCAGUGCUUGGAGAAGGCUGUGUGUGCCCCGAGGGCACUGUCUUGCACAGACUCCAUUCUCCACUCUGCAUCCCUGAGGAGAAAUGUGCAUGUACAGACAGCGUGGGUGUGCCCCGAGCUGUGGGUGAGAUCUGGAACAGCUCACUCAGCGGCUGCUGCCAGGACCAAUGUGUGGCUCACAACACCAUCAUCCCUGUGGAUCUUGGCUGUCCUGAGACCCUGCCUGGUGGGUGCCAGCGCUUUGGGGAAGUGGCCCUGAUGAUACCUACGGAAGACCCCUGCUGCCUGAGCACAAUCUGUGUGUGUAACCAGACCCUGUGUGAGGGGAUGACCCCCACAUGCCCUCCUGGGGAUAGGCUGCUUAUGCACUACCAGGAGGAAUCCUGCUGCCCCAGCUAUAGUUGUGAAUGUGACCCAGAGCAGUGUGAGGCCCAGCCCGAUCCUCAGUGUCGCCAGGACCAGAUGCUGAUUGCCGGCCGGCUUGGAGACACUUGCUGCAUCUCCUAUUUCUGUGGCUGUGACACUUGUCCGGACCCCAUCCCCACGUGUCAGGAAGGAGAGGUGCUCACGGUGGACAGCAACACUGCAGAGCUCUGUUGCCCACUUUAUCAGUGUGAAUGCCAGCUCUUCCGCUGUCCCCAAUUACAGUGUGGCUUGGGCACGUCCCUGGUGGAAGUGUGGAGCCCUGAUAGAUGUUGCCCAUAUAGAUCAUGUGAAUGUGACUGUGACACAAUCCCUGUACCUAAGUGCCACCUGUGGGAACUACAGCAGCUUGAUACAGAGUUCAUGCAGAGUGCUGAGAACGUGUGCGAUUGUGUCAAGUACAUUUGUGUGAAGGCUCCGGUUUGCCUGAGUCAGGAACGUGGGGUCCUGCAGCCUGGCCAGAAGGUGGUGGAGCUCUCAGCUGAUGGUGUUUGCAAUACCUCCCACUGCACUGAUGUACUUGAUCCCCAUACCAACUUCUACCAGAUCAACACAACAUCUGUCCUCUGUGAUGUGCAGUGUGAGGCUAACCAGGAGUACCAGCCUCCCCAGGACUUGGCCACCUGUUGUGGUUCCUGUAAGAAUGUGUCCUGCCUCUUUAUGCUUCCCAAUGGCACUGAGGUCAUAUUUCUGCCUGGAGCAUCUUGGAUCUCUGACUGUGCUCGUCAUGAAUGCAGCAAUACAGCUCUGGGUGCAGUCCUGGUUGUGUCUCCUGUCACCUGCCCACCUCUCAAUGAGACUGAAUGUGGGAAGGUGGGGGGCUCUGUGGUACCUUCUGUGGAGGGCUGCUGCAAGACAUGUAAGGAGGAUGGGAGGUCCUGUAAGAAGGUGACUGUCCGAAUGACCAUCCGGAAGAGUGACUGCCGAAGCAACACGCCCGUGAACAUUGUGAGCUGUGAUGGGAAGUGCCCCUCUGCAAGCAUCUACAACUACAACAUCAACACGUAUGCUCGUUUCUGUAAGUGCUGCCGGGAGAUGGGGCUGCAGCGGCGCUCUGUGCAGCUCUUUUGUACAGGAAAUACCUCUUGGGUGCCUUACACCAUCCAGGAGCCCACAGACUGUGCCUGCCAGUGGUUCUGAGACCUUUCUUCCAAGGAAGAGCUGGCGACUGGCCCUUCCCCUCCCUCUUCCUCCAACUUCCUUGAUCCUUCAAGAGUCAGAGGGAUGUUUUCCUGACUCCUGCCCCUUCCUUGCACCCUUGUAGGGUGAGGGGCCCGUAUCCCCCAGACUCACAGGAAUCCCUGGUCAUGGAGAGCUUGGCAGCAAAUGUGCUCUAGGGGUCAGGAAAGCCAAUCUCAGACAGUGAGCAGAGUCAUCACAGAAAGCUUUUUCCCUCCCUGCCUCCUGCCAGAGAUAUCGUCUUGUACAGUUCGACUACAGAUUAGGGCAGAGGCAAGGGGGUGGAUUCCCACUCUUGGAGCAGCAGAAGACCUUCAGUUCACUCUUGUUAGAGAUAAACAUAAUAAAGAAGCUGGGAAAUGGGCCACCUCUGGCGCUUUGCUCUUUUAACUAGAGAGGGACAUGGAUGACAGGAUUCCUUUGGGGCACGAAGGCUUUAGUUUAUCCGUUAACAUCUUAGUUAUGAGAAUGAGUAGGUUUAGCGGUAUCAAAUGGCCCAGGGAGGUUGAAAAGUGGUAGGAGAGGAAGCUUCUGUCCUUGGAGGGGUCCUACAAGGACAGGAUACCUGCUGGCUGAGUUGAUUAAAUGGUCCAGAACUCCUUUCAUCUUGAGGAAAUCCUGCCUGAUUCUCAGCAAUGGGCAUUUUAUCAAGGGAAGAUUUCAAGACUAGUCAUGUAUGUUAUUUACCAGGUAGAACCCUUCCCUGAUGCAUUGUAGCCUGGUAGAAGCUGGUGGCCUUCUUCAUGGUUUAAUGGGGUAGCUUAAUGAGAGAAAGAAAUGAUUUGUUCUUUAGGGCACUCCAAUUAGACCAAAAUUGUCUAACUCAAAAGCAGCCCAUCACCCUCAGAGGCAAUUUUUCUCCCUCACAAUGCCUCAGAAUGUUCCCUCUGGGGGUUUUACUAACAAGCUACUCUUGAUCUUGGCCUUCAAAUGAACCUUCCAGCCUCACACUUUCAGGUGUGAGACUACAGAGAUGUUUUGAAGAGAAAUCCAGCACCAAGGGAGACGGGGUUCCCAGUCUCCUCCAUUUGUAGAAUCUCUAGCUCUGCAAGGCCUUAGAGCAUAUUUUCCUCAGUGAAACAGACUUCAAGAUAUAAUGUUGGAAGAUGACAACACUUCUAGCUUACUUGUUGCAUGAGCAUUUGGCCCAGAGUCCAUUGCUGAGCCUAAGGAUGCCUUACCUAGAAGUAGCCUGGCAAGCUUGAUGCUAGGCUAGAGGGGCUUGGGCUUUUGUUCCUCCUCCCGUGCCUACCCUAUGCUUCCAGCCCCUUGUCCAACCUGGGGAGGGCUAAACUGCUGGCAAGCCCAUAUGAAGAGGACCUGAAAGUUGCCCUUUCAAGUUUCCCUGGAGGUCUUUCCUAGAGCCCUGGAGAUGCCUACUAUUGAGGAAGGGGCCACUCCAGGUUAAAAGGAAGACAGGUAUUUUUGCCACUCCCAAAUGAUGAAAUCCGUGUCAUUCUUCUGUAUCCAAUAAAUGCCAAGA